AUGGCCAAAUUCUUCGUCACCCAGCGCGUGCUGGGUGUUGGUGGAUUUGGCCGAGUUCAUAUGGCCUACCGGGAAGACGACAUGAAGCAGCUGGCCUGUAAGAUUAUCAACCUGGAGUUUCCAUCGUCACCCAAUUCAGGGGAGUCCAUCGAUCCACAGCACGUCUCACGAAAUGUUCGGCUGUGCCAGCAGGAGGUCAAGUUCCUUUUGAAACUAUCUCACCCAAACAUCAUCGACAUGGACACUGUCAUCCGAUCAGAAAGCACCCUCUACAUCUUCACGGAGCUUUUCACGGCGGGUGAUCUGUACUCUUAUAUCAACUACAAAGGAGGCCAGCUCGAUGAUACGGGUGCGGUGUGGAUCACUCGACAGCUGCUGCUUGCCGUGGACUACCUGCAUGGCAAGGGGAUUGUGCACCGAGAUAUCAAGCCUGAUAACGUUCUUAUGGCCUCCCUGAAAGACGGCUGUAAAGUGGUCCUUAGCGAUUUCGGAUGUUCGACAUUCGUCGGUAACCCUGCAAUGAGGCGCAUGACCAGCUGGUGUGGUACUGCGCUGUACCUUUCUCCGUAA
Molecule: messenger RNA, 570 nt
Organism: Penicillium taxi
Lineage: Eukaryota; Fungi; Ascomycota; Eurotiomycetes; Eurotiales; Aspergillaceae
Exons: 3
Coding region: 1-570 (189 amino acids)
Biological process (GO): meiotic recombination checkpoint signaling; protein phosphorylation
Cellular component (GO): nucleus; cytoplasm
Molecular function (GO): protein serine/threonine kinase activity; ATP binding
Source: RefSeq, a predicted model, not a curated record